Molecule: messenger RNA, 661 nt
Organism: Theobroma umbraticum
Lineage: Eukaryota; Viridiplantae; Streptophyta; Magnoliopsida; Malvales; Malvaceae
Product: Ribosomal L38e protein family
Biological process (GO): protein-RNA complex assembly; translation
Cellular component (GO): cytosolic large ribosomal subunit; ribosome
Molecular function (GO): structural constituent of ribosome
Source: RefSeq, a predicted model, not a curated record
AUAAAACGGGCAAUGUGGGGGAAAUUCAUUAGGGUUUUGUUAUCUGCCUCUAUAUAAUCCAAUAACCCUAUAAACCAGGGUUUGGAGCGUGCCGUUUCUGCAGAGUGAAGAAGCUCUCCAAAAUACGUCAAACAAAAAUGCCUAAGCAAAUUCACGAGAUCAAGGACUUCCUUCUCACUGCCAGAAGGAAAGAUGCGCGCUCCGUAAAAAUCAAGAAGAGCAAAGAUGUUGUCAAGUUCAAGGUCCGCUGCUCCAAGUACUUGUACACACUUUGUGUAUCUGAUGCUGAGAAGGCUGACAAGUUGAAGCAGUCUCUUCCUCCAGGUUUGAGCGUCCAAGACCUGUGAAAAUAUGGCUUCACCAAGUCUGUCACCCAAUUACUGCUAGGCCAUGAAAGCUAGAUUUUGAUUUUUGGUUUAUUGAAUUCCAUGCCAUUUUGCAACAGUCAAAAGUUUCUGUAAGGGAUAUUUAUAUGGUGUUUUUAUGGAUGUUAGGAUGAUUUGCACUUUUUGACGGUUAAUGAAUGUAUUUUGUGCGUUUGUUUCUCUUAUUUUCUGUUUCUAUGAGAACAUGAGUUCUGAUUAUUAGCCUCUUGACAUCUUUAGUCUGGGGUUGUAGCUGUAUGAUUACUAAAUAUAUUUUCUGACCCUCUUUGAAUUGC